CUUGUAGCCGCUCACCAAAAACUAGAGUCAGCAUCUCUCAACCAAUCCCUUUACCUUAGCGCACACAGCUGGAGAGAGACCUCGCGUCUAGAACACCUCUAUCACAACAACUCAGCGAUUAAAGUUUGGAGCUGGGACAUCAUGCCACGACUAUGACAUUAAAACAGACUAUGCUGAAGAUGUGUGCUGACCGCUCGCUGAACUGCAUUAUUUGGCUAACUAAUGCUACUGGACCCGUUCCCAUAAGCCUAACCAUGCAUCUGACACGGACCUAAUAAUCCGCUGUGGGAAUCAAGACCACUCUGGCAGCGGUGAACAAUGCAUUUACCACAAAGACGGAGACUCAAUCGGAGUCGCAUCCUCUUCUUCCUCUCUGGUGUAUUACUGUGCUGCGUCUACACCGUGACGUUCAAGGCCCGGCUGCAGGAGCCACGGGUGGCCCGCCAGGCCGCAGCAGAGGAGGACCCUGGGACAGCGCUCCCAGAGGAAGGGGGUGGUACUGAUAGUAGUACUGUUCUGGAGGUAGACACACGAGAGGUGGUGACCUCUAACCUCUCUAGCCUAACAGAGAGCUAUAAUGAUGACGUCAUCACCAGGGCUCCGACUGUGCUGGAGGGGGAUGACGUCAUCGUGAUAACUGUCAACAGGACGGACAUUAAGCACUGUAUCUACGUAGAGGACCCUGAACCUGAGCCUCCGACUGAACCUCCUCCCACCUCCCCUCCUCCUAACACCACCACCUCCCCGGGUAUCCCUGGAGACCUCCCCCACAGGAAGGGAGAGUACCCAGAGGACCUGUUCACAGUGGAGCAGAGAAGGCAGGGCUGGGUGACCCUCCACAUCCUGGGCAUGGUCUACAUGUUCGUCUCCCUCGCCAUCGUCUGUGACGAGUUCUUCGUCCCGGCGCUCGGCGUCAUCACCGUGAAGCUCGACAUCUCCGACGACGUCGCCGGGGCAACCUUCAUGGCUGCAGGAGGCUCCGCCCCCGAACUGUUCACCUCUCUGAUUGGCGUGUUCAUCUCCCAUAGCAACGUGGGCAUCGGGACAAUCGUGGGGUCAGCGGUGUUUAACAUCUUGUUUGUCAUCGGGAUGUGUGCCAUCUUCUCCAGGGAGAUGCUGCACCUCACCUGGUGGCCCCUGUUCAGAGACGUCUCCUUCUACAUCAUAGAUCUGAUCAUGCUGAUCGUGUUCUUCUUGGACAACACCAUCAUGUGGUGGGAGAGCGUAAUGCUGGUGUCGGGUUACGUGGCCUACGUCUGCUUCAUGAAGUUCAACGUGCAGAUCGAACACUUCGUCAAGACGCAGAUCAACAAACACAAAAGCAUCGUCAAGAUCAUCAUGCCAGAGGAGGAGAAGGAGAAGGAACCCAAGAAGCAGAAGAGUGGACCUCCACCACCUGAUCCACCUCAAAACAAUGUUUCACCAGAACCCAAACCACAACCUCAAGACUCACCCCAGAAGAGAGACAGAGAAAAACUGAAGGUGAAGCCCACUCUCCAGAGAGGAGGCAGUAAUGCGUCUCUCCACAACAGCACCAACAGAAACACCAUCUUCCAGCUGAUGAUCCACACACUGGACCCACUGGGAGAAGCUGGACAUGAGAAGACUGAGCAGGCCGAACCCUCGACCUCCCAGACCACACCUAAAGAAGAAGAGAAACCAGGCCCGUCAGAGACUCAGACGGACCAGGUGCCAGCGGGCGCAGGGGGGUCCGACGGCUCAGACAGCGGUGAGGAGGACGAGAGUGAAGAAGAGAGCGAGGAUGAGGAAGACGAGGAUGAUGAAGACGAAGAGGAGGAUGAGGAAAAUAAAGAGGAAGAAGAGGAAGAGGGUGAAGAGAACGAGGAACCUCUGUCGUUAGAAUGGCCAGACACCAGACGUAAACAGGCCACAUAUCUUUUCCUCCUACCGAUAGUGUUCCCUCUGUGGCUCACUGUGCCCGAUGUACGCAACCCGGCUUCCAGAAAAUACUUCGCCAUGACGUUUAUUGGUUCCAUCACGUGGAUCGCUGUGUUCUCCUAUCUAAUGGUCUGGUGGGCACAUCAGGUGGGUGAGACCAUAGGCAUCUCAGAGGAGAUCAUGGGCCUGACCAUCCUGGCAGCGGGCACCUCCAUCCCUGACCUCAUCACUAGUGUCAUCGUGGCCCGGAAAGGACUGGGAGACAUGGCUGUGUCCAGCUCAGUGGGAUCCAACAUCUUCGAUAUCACUAUGGGCCUGCCUGUCCCAUGGUUGAUCUUCUCGGCGAUGCAAGGCGGUGUACCGGUGGCGGUGAACUCCAACGGUCUGUUCUGUGCCAUCGUGCUCCUCUUCGUCAUGCUCCUCUUCGUCAUCAUCAGCAUCGCGGCGUGUCGGUGGAAGAUGAGCCGCGUUCUGGGCCUCACCAUGUUCAUGCUUUACUUCGUGUUCCUGGUGCUCAGUGUGAUGCUGGAAGACCGUAUUAUUAUCUGCCCCGUCUCCAUCUGAGGUCAGACACACCCACUUGGAACCCAGUCCACCCACUUGGAACCCAGUCCACCCACUUGGAACCCAGUCCACCCACUUGGAACCCACUCCACCCACUGGGGAGCCAGGCCCACCCACUUGGAACCCAGUCCACCCACUUGGAACCCAGUCCACCCACUUGGAACCCAGUCCACCCACUGGGGAGCCAGGCCCACCCACUUGGAACCCAGUCCACCCACUUGGAACCCAGUCCACCCACUUGGAACCCAGUCCACCCACUGGGGAGCCAGGCCCACCCACUUGGAACCCAGUCCACCCACUUGGAACCCAGUCCACCCACUGGGGAGCCAGGCCCACCCACUUGGAACCCAGUCCACCCACUGGGGAGCCAGGCCCACCCACUUGGAACCCAGUCCACCCACUGGGGAGCCAGGCCCACCCACUUGGAACCCAGUCCACCCACUGGGGAGCCAGGCCCACCCACUUGGAACCCAGUCCACCCACUGGGGAGCCAGGCCCACCCACUUGGAACCCAGUCCACCCACUGGGGAGCCAGGCCCACCCACUUGGAACCCAGUCCACCCAAUCAUUAUGUUAGCUUCAGGAACCUCUUAUUUUUUUUAAAUUUUAUUUUUACUAAAGAUGAAACUGAAUAUGUUGUACUGUACAGAGCAUUAUGGGUACUGUAGUACAUUAUACUAUAAUGAGGAGGGAGGGGGAAAAAAAGAGGCGUGUCAGGAAGUCAUUUAAAUAAUAACCGCCAAACUGUAUCGUUGUCGGUCACUAACAUUCACGGUACAGGGGGGUUAGAGGUCACCUAGUUGUUACUGUUCACAGAGGGGAUUGUGUUGUCUGUGUUGAGCCAGGUGUUGUUGAAUCAAACUGUAUCGUUGUCGGUCACUAACAUUCACGGUACAGGGGGGUUAGAGGUCACCUAGUUGUUACUGUUCACAGAGGGGAUUGUGUUGUCUGUGUUGAGCCAGGUGUUGUUGAAUCAAACUGUAUCGUUGUCGGUCACUAACAUUCACGGUACAGGGGGGUUAGAGGUCACCUAGUUGUUACUGUUCACAGAGGGGAUUGUGUUGUCUGUGUUGAGCCAGGUGUUGUUGAAUCAGUGGACACCUCCAUGGUUGGACUAUGGCUGGUCUCCUUCACCAGAACUGACGUGCAGCAGUAGAGGUUCUCUGUCCACAACAUCCUGAAGAGAGACUCAGUAAUCGGAGACGUUGUCCAGCCACACAAACACAUCCAUUUUAGUGUUCAUCCGUGUAUAAAUGUCAAUACAGUCAUUUCUUUUAGAGUUAAAAAAACAAAAACCCCCGGUUUAUCAGGUGCAGAGAGGUACAGCAGCUUUUGAGUUCUUCGUGUGAAUGAUUCAGUGUCUAGAAUAGUAAUAGAAAUGUAGUUCAGUUACACGACCCCCAUAUGUAACCAUUACGUCAUUAACUGUCAGCAUUGUAGUGUGUCGUGUGUUACGUAUGUAUGCAAUACACUUGUGUGGGUCAGAAGGAUGCAAAGAGAAUGUAUUGAUGUGUAGUAAACUAUCCAUAUGUUGUACUUACAAUCCAUGCUGCAAUUAAAUCCUUUUUUAAAAAUAA
Messenger RNA from Oncorhynchus nerka (sockeye salmon), 4040 nucleotides. RefSeq names its product sodium/potassium/calcium exchanger 1-like. The record is from RefSeq and is a predicted model, not a curated record. Gene Ontology annotation, biological process: calcium ion transmembrane transport; intracellular calcium ion homeostasis. Gene Ontology annotation, cellular component: plasma membrane. The transcript has 10 exons. Lineage: Eukaryota; Metazoa; Chordata; Actinopteri; Salmoniformes; Salmonidae. Gene Ontology annotation, molecular function: calcium channel activity; calcium, potassium:sodium antiporter activity. The coding region runs from base 319 to 2463 and encodes 714 amino acids.